This is a messenger RNA of Cynocephalus volans (Philippine flying lemur), 1090 nucleotides long. RefSeq names its product galactoside alpha-(1,2)-fucosyltransferase 2-like. Gene Ontology annotation, biological process: carbohydrate metabolic process. Gene Ontology annotation, cellular component: membrane. NCBI's taxonomy places the organism in Eukaryota, Metazoa, Chordata, Mammalia, Dermoptera, Cynocephalidae. Gene Ontology annotation, molecular function: galactoside 2-alpha-L-fucosyltransferase activity. The transcript has 2 exons. Bases 77 to 1090 code for a protein of 337 amino acids. The record is from RefSeq and is a predicted model, not a curated record.
AGAGACAACCUGACCUGGAGGGAGUGCUGAGCUGCCCACACAGACACCCUGUCACCCACUCCAGCCAGAAGCAGCCAUGGCCAGCACUCAGGCGCCUUUCUCCUUUCCCAUGACCCACGUCAUCCUCUUUGUCUUCACGGCUUCCACCAUAUUUCACCUGCAGCAGCGGCUAGCGAAGAUUCAGCCCACGUGGGAGUUGCAGGCGCUGGAAACGCAGAGCCCCGCGCACGGCCAGCCCAGCGGGAUGUGGACGAUCAAUGCGAUAGGUCGACUGGGGAACCAGAUGGGCGAGUACGCCACGCUGUACGCCCUGGCCAAGAUGAACGGGCGGCCCGCCUUCAUCCCGGCCCAGAUGCACAGCACGCUGGCCCCCAUCUUCAAAAUCACCCUCCCCGUCCUGCACAGCAGCACGGCCGGCAGGAUCCGGUGGUGGAACUACCACCUGAACGACUGGAUGGAGGACCGGUACCGCCACAUCCCGGGGCAGUACGUCCGCUUCACGGGCUACCCCUGCUCCUGGACCUUCUACCACCACCUCCGCCGCGAGAUCCUCCAGGAGUUCACCCUGCACGACCACGUGCGCGAGGAGGCCCAGGCGUUUCUGCGGGGUCUGCGAGUGAACGGGAGCCGGCCAAGCACCUUUGUGGGGGUCCAUGUUCGGCGGGGGGACUACGUUCAGGUCAUGCCAAGGGUGUGGAAGGGUGUGGUGGCUGACCGACGGUACCUGGAGCAGGCUCUGGGCUGGUUCCGGGCUCGUUACAGCUCCCCUGUCUUCGUGGUCACCAGCAACGGCAUGGCCUGGUGUCGGGAGAACAUCAAUGACUCCCGUGGUGAUGUGGUGUUUGCUGGCAACGGCAUUGAGAGCUCACCUGGCAAGGACUUUGCGCUGCUUACGCAGUGUAACCACACCAUCAUGACUAUUGGGACAUUUGGGAUCUGGGCUGCCUACCUCACUGGUGGAGAGACCAUCUACCUUGCCAAUUACACCCUCCCAGACUCUCCCUUCCUCAAAGUCUUCAAGCCAGAGGCAGCAUUUCUGCCCGAGUGGGUGGGGAUAGCAGCAGACCUGUCCCCUUUACUCAAGCACUAA